AAGAUUACGGUCUGGAGUGGGCCCUUUUGUGUUCAAAGUUACUAAACAUGAAUCACCUUUAGGUAAUAUGUUUUAUAUUUUCCUCCUUUUCUUGGUGGCGGUCUCUCAAGUUUUGGGUACUACGGAAUCUGAUGACUCGAAGACUGUACGCGAGUCGCAAAUGUCUGUUUCUACUUUGAACAGAAGAUGGCUUAAAAGUACAAGUGUGGGUCGAGAUCUGAGUUUGGCCACAACAUUCGACAGCGAGGAACCUGACAGACCAGAUAUUCCAAGUGACUUUGAUGCAAAGUACGGCCUCGACAAAAAUAAAUUCAAAAGAACUCCAUACCCAAUCUUAAGCAGAAGGGAGACUUAUGAGGAUUACGGGGCUGCCCCAAGAGGAGAAGACAUUAUCAAAACUGAAGAAAUUAGUUUUGAUUUCAGUUCUUCUGUAAGUAAAAAAAAGAUGAAAAGGUCAGUUCGGCCAAACCGAAAAUGACCCAACAGUCAACAAAACCAUCAAACUCUAGUAAAACCUUAAAAACUUUUCAAAAUUCAAAAUUGGCCCUUGAAGAAAGAGAAGAGAAUAAAUUGAAACAAAAUUCAAAAUCUAAGGAUAAGAAUGACGCCCAAGCAGUUAAGAGUUUUCAAAAUAACCUAUCAACAAAAUCACAGUCAGAAGUAAAGCCACCACUCCAGGCUGCAGAGGAUAAAAUUUAUUUAUCAAGUACGAAGACUCAAAAUUCUCCAAAAAGCCCACUCCAGUCACCACAAUUUGAGACAGAAAGUGUCCUGCGAACAACCCGAAACAGCCAAGACUUUACCAAUACAGAAACACUACUCACGACCACUCCAGCAAUCCAAGUAAAAGAAUCAACGGAAAUUCCUCCAACUAUUUCCAGUGGUGCAGAAUCUGUACCAGUAGCCACAUUUUCAUUAGAAACAACCCCAGUUUAUGUAGAAAAUAUCCCUUCUAACACAAAGCAACCCACUCCUGAAGAAUCGCCACUACCAAAGAAAGUUGAAGACAAGAUCCAGAAAUCUCCUUCCAUACCAACAGAGCCUCCAUUGCCAAGCAAUGCUGAAGAUGUCUUUCCUAAGCUGAACAAGCCAAAGGGAAGAAGGGCUCCGGUUAGAAUAGUUUUAAAACCUCCUCCAGAAGAUUGGCCUCAACCUGAAGCAAUAAAGGGUGGAAAACAGGUCUCAGUUCCACCAGAAUUCACCGCAAAUCUUCCUCCAAUGGGCUCCAUUGUGGAAUCAGGAAAACGGAAAUCGGGUUUCAAAUCAGACUCAUUCGUAUCCCCCCCUUACAUGGGCCAUGUUAAAAUAGACUUGGUGCCCAAACCAGAAAGGCCUACCAAUAUUAAUAAAUUCACCAACAAUGAAACAUUUACCAGUCCAACCAAGUGGAGAUUAAGGGGCCGGAAAGACAGACCAACUUAUGGAGGGUACAUCAAGCCUGGAUUGUCAGUGGUUCUCACUAUGAAACCCUCGAAUGAUAAACUCUUCAAUGCAGGCAAUAUAAGCUUCAUUACACCGUCAACACGAAGUACUCGCCCAUUCCGAACUUAUAUCAACUUCAGACAGAGAGGUCCAAUGAACGUCGGUCGACUGUACGGCCCUCUGCCUCCCCCUCCUCCUCCGUUCCCUCAACCGCAGCCUCCUCCGCACUUCCAUGCUCCCUUCAAUCCCCCACCCUUCCAACACUCACAGUUCCCCCACCCCCCGUUCCCCGCUUAUAGAGGACCACCACCACCCAGGUUCCGACCUCCUCCUCACCCGAGGUUUAGUCAACCUCGACCCCCGAUGCCCCCGUUUGGGGCUCCUCCAUUUCCACCCGGACCUAUUCCACCGGGGCCUCCCCCACCACCACAUUUUCAGAGACCACCACCACCGCCACCGCCACCACCUCCACAGUAUGGGCCAAUCCCACCCCCUACUCCUCCUGAACCAUUCCCUUCACAUUUGCCUAACAUUCCUCCUCCCCCGCCUUCCCCGUAUCCCACCGGAGUGGUUUUCCCGACUGUGCGACCCUUUUACGAGAAUAUACCCACGAUCAGUCCGAUAGACAAUGUUCCUGCGCCGUGGCCUCGACGGCAGAUCUACACAGGGACGUUCCAACCGAGAACUUUUGUGCCGAGGAAUUUCAGCGCUUACAAAGGGCCUAGGCGGGGAAGGGCAUAUGAGCAGUUCGGCAAAGCAGAUCUCAAGCCAAAGCGGGUUAGGUUUUACGAUGAAAUGACCUUGAGAGGAACACCAAAAAGUCCUGUAGUUCGGGGGCUUGGUUAUGGAAUGGAUUUCCAAACUGAUGUGACAAGACCUCCAUAUGUGCCAGGACCUAUGUUUGUGAGAAGGACAUGGCCCACGAGAGAAAAUAGAUUCGGAUACGAACCUUACAGAAGAUCAAGUGAUAGGAGAAGGCCCUUUGGAAGUUUUGGGAGGUACGGCGCUGAUAAGCCUCCUGUGCUGGGGGAUUUUGGACAGUUUAAGCCAUACAAAAGAGUGGAUUUUGGAGGAAAAUCAGUGUACAACUUUUCCCGUCCUACCAGAUCGUACACCUUCCCUCCAAGGCUUCAGAUGGCCAUUAGGAACGCUACUUACCAGCGCCGAUCCUUUAGAAGGUUCGACCGGGAACGCUUUGACAGACAAUCUCUGGGAUACAUCCCCUCAGGCACUUAUAAGACAUAUGGCCUCGGAGACCACAUAUCCCAUGAUCAUGAUUACCAUGGAAACUUGAUCACUCGCAAAGGCCGUAUCAUGAACAUGCAAGAUCUUAAAAAGCUUUUCGAGGUUGCAACAAAAACUGCUCCUAUUGUAGCAGCGAUGGAAGCCGCACCAACAGCAUCGGUGGUGAGAGAUAUUGUGACAGAAGUGGCAGCCGCUGUUACGGAGGCUGGUGUAGACAUGCCAUUAGCAACGGAGGCUGGUGUAGACAUGCCAACAGCAAUGGGGGCUAGUGUAGACAUGCCAUCAGCUAUGGGGGCUGGUGUAUACAUGCCAUCAGCAACGGGGGCUGGUGUAGACAUGCCAUCAGCAACAGGGGCUGGUGUAGACAUGCCAUCAGCAAUGGGGGCUGGUGUAGACAUGCCAUCAGCAACAGGGGCUGGUGUAGACAUGCCAUCAGCAACGGGGGCUGGUGUAGACAUGCCAUCAGCAACAGGGGCUGGUGUAGACAUGCCAUCAGCUGUGGGGGCUGGUGUAGACAUGCCAUUAGCAACGGGGGCUGGUGUAGACAUGACAUCAGCUAUGGGGGCUGGUGAAGACUUACCAUCAGCAACAGGGGCUAGUGUAGACAAGCCAUCAGUGACUGUGAAAAAGAUUAAAAUGAAGAGACCGAUGACUCUACCGCCCUUAGAACUGGAGGAUUUUGAAGUGGUGACUACCGUCCCAGAAGAGACGGUCAACAAAAUGAUGGAGGAGUUUAUGAGAGCCAAGCCACAAGCGAAACCAGUUGGCAUGACAGCGAAAGAAGCCCUGAGAGCAGCAGCUAGAGAAGCUAUCAGGGACGCAGAGAAGGAAGCUUACGACCGAGGGGAGACCAUCGGAGGUGGUAUUGGCAGGAGAAAGAAGGGAGGGUUUGCACCCAGAGGGGAGAGAGGACGUGGACGGGGAAGAGGAAGGGGGAGGGGAGGCUUUAGGUUCGGCAAUGGAGCGAAGAAUUUCCGGAGAGCCAAGCGGUCUGUUGAGGUAGAGGAUCUGUUGGAGCGACAGACGAGAGUUAGAAGAGGGUUAAGGUUGGAUAGUGGCAACACUGACUACAUCACAGGCCCCGGGGCUCAUAGUAGCUCUUCCAAUAUCGGAGGAAGCCGGAUGGGAGAAGACCCACCUUUGAGGAUGAGAAGGUUACAUCCACUGAGGGGAAAGGGAAGGCCUAGACGAGGAUAAGAUGAUUCACUAGAAAAAUUGGAGAAAAAAAUUGAGAACUCACCAGAACAAAUGGACCCAAUAUUACACUCUACUCCUAGUAUGAGAGCUAGCUAUAGGCUAGAAAUAGACACAUUUUUUACAAAUCAAAACUCUAAAAUGGAUUGUAAUCUGUUUUAAAUUAAUGUGUUAACAUCUGCAGCUGGGGCUAGAAAAUAUAUAUCAAAAUCAAUACACAUUUCAAUGUUUAUGAUUGGGUUGGCGAUUUUUAGUCAAGACUGGUCAACCGUAAUCAAAUUUUUCUUUCAAAUUUUGAAAAUGUUUUUACAACACAUAGUUUGUGGCUUCAGAUUCAGAUUUAACACUUAUGUUAAACAUUGUUUAGUGACAUUGUUUAAUCAACUUAUUGUCUGACAGUAUAGAAUAAGUAGUUCCUACUACAACCAACUUUUAGUCAAAGCUCCUACUUAGGAAAUAUCAGUUUCAGGUUUAAUUUAGGAGCUGUUUAUCAGCUUUCUUUUGUAAUGUUUAUUGAAUACCAUGAUAAUUGCUAUCAAUAAGUAUAAGAUGAGAUACUUCUCAAUGUCUUUCGACAAUAAUUUCAACUUAUAACUAUGUAACAAAUUGUAGCUUUGUUUUUCCUAUUACAAAAUUGUCUUUAAAAAACAGUUUAAAGUGAGAAUUUGUCUUUGACAUGCAACAGUGUAAAAUUGUAAAUUUACAA
Messenger RNA from Macrosteles quadrilineatus (aster leafhopper), 4567 nucleotides. Its product is annotated as serine/arginine repetitive matrix protein 1-like. The record is from RefSeq and is a predicted model, not a curated record. NCBI's taxonomy places the organism in Eukaryota, Metazoa, Arthropoda, Insecta, Hemiptera, Cicadellidae. The coding region runs from base 475 to 3864 and encodes 1129 amino acids. The transcript is spliced from 38 exons.